Molecule: messenger RNA, 1648 nt
Organism: Trichoplusia ni (cabbage looper)
Lineage: Eukaryota; Metazoa; Arthropoda; Insecta; Lepidoptera; Noctuidae
Exons: 2
Coding region: 623-1585 (320 amino acids)
Source: RefSeq, a predicted model, not a curated record
CUAACACGUCGCGCUCAGUGGGUUUGGCGUGGUGACAUAUUAUUAUAUCGCUCGACUAUUCGUAAUGUCAAUGUUAUUGAAAAAGGCACUGAAUUACAGUAAUAAUACAAGUUUAUAUACAUCCCACUGCUGGGCACAGACAUCUUCCCAUAUGUAUAGGAAAGAUGAUAACAUAUAUUUGGAAUCCAGGUUUCCUCACGAUGUUUUCCUUCACCGUUUGUCAGUGGAGUCUUACAAUAAUUAAGAAGGAAAUUAUCGUGGUGGUCUUGCGGUUGUUUCUAUGACUUUGCGUUCAUGGGGUGCAGGUUCGAUCCCCACACAGGCCUAGUAACUGUGAUGUAAGUGGAUAGAUUAUAAUUAUCUGUAGACAAGUCGUCCGUGUUUACAGGUUGCGGAGCAACCGCGGUUGUCUUGUCUCUCAAUAAAUGUCGUAAUAUCCACAACGUCUUUUGCUUUAUUCCCGUUCCCGAUAGUUCCCGAGGUUCGGAGACUUCACAGUGGCGACGAAAAAAAAAGCGACUUCACGCGUAUAUAUAUAUUUUAGUCUUGAGGGGAAUGCUACAAAAGCGCAGUGGUCAAUUUGAAUCUUGCCGAACUGGUCUGUGUGUGGCGUCCGUUGGAAAUGGCGGUCGGUAAAAUCGGCCCAUUUGAUGUGUCGAAAGACAAUUGGGACACGUACGUGGAUCGUCUGGAUCAGUACUUUAUUGCCAAUAAUGUGAAAAGUGAGUUAAAAAUUGCGACAUUAAUUACGGUUGUCGGCAAUAGUGCAUAUGAGUUAAUGGUGAAUUUAUGCACACCAGUGAAACCAGCCACAAAAACCUAUGACGAACUGGUAGCGGUGAUGAAAGGACACUUAAAUCCUAAGCCGAGCAUGCUCACUGAAAGAUUCAAAUUUCGUCAACGGAUUCAGAAACCAGGUGAAAAUGUAGCAACUUACUUCUCGGAACUCAAGAGAUUAAGCAAAGAUUGUUCUUUUACGGCGGAAAGUUUGAAGGAAAAUAUGAGGGACCAGUUUGUGUGUGGAUUAGUAAACGACGACAUCCGGCAAAAGUUGUUCACCGAAGAAGAUGGCAUCAGUAUCGACAAAGCGUACAGGUUGGCCUUAGCUAUGGAGGCGGCGGAGACGAACGCGGCGUUAGUGGAAGACGGUACGAGAAGAGGGAUCGGCGGCAGUGCAGCGGAGACGGCAUCUGUAACCGUGCAUAAAGUCGGGCAGGACGGCGGUAACGGAAAGCGCGGAGCGUUUAGAGGUGGCGGUGGCGGCUAUCGGCCGGCCGCAGGGCGGAACACUCGCUCGGCGCAUAACUCUCGGCGAUCAGGCAGCGGCGGUCCAACUAUUGCAAGCGGAGCUGAUUACAACUUGCCUCAAGCGGGCACUCAAAAGGAGGCAUGCAAUGUUUGCGGAGGCAAGCACGACGUGGACACAUGUAAAUUCAAAAAAUAUGUGUGUCGAGUUUGCAUGCAGGAGGGGCAUUUAAGGAGGAUGUGCCCAAAGCUGGGCAAGAAUAAUUUCGUGUACAAUUGGAGAGAGGGCGGUGUCUACAAGUCUUCGGAUAGCGAAAGUGACGAGUUCCAGAUACUGUGAGGUGUUUGCAGAUGGUUUGGGACGAUUCACGGGGGGUCGAGUCAGCAUCCACGUUCGAGAGGG